Eublepharis macularius is the source of this 2188-nucleotide messenger RNA. It is a transcript of the gene ERICH5, whose product is annotated as glutamate rich 5. The coding region runs from base 186 to 896 and encodes 236 amino acids. The transcript is spliced from 4 exons. The record is from RefSeq and is a predicted model, not a curated record. Lineage: Eukaryota; Metazoa; Chordata; Lepidosauria; Squamata; Eublepharidae.
AGGGAGGUCCGGCGGCAGGCGCAGCCCGGCUGGGGCGUCCUGCCUGCCUUUUUGUGCCCGGCCAGGAGGUGCCGCGCGCAUUGGCGCUGCCGCAGCCGAAGGGGGGCAGUCGGCGCGCUCGCCGCUCCAGCGGAGGAAGGGGUCUCGCGUCCGGCUCUCAGCGCGGGAUCGGGCCCGGCCUCGCCAUGGGGUGCUCGAGCAGCGCUCAGACCCAGGUCAAGGACGGCAGCCGGCCCAAGUCCCCCGGCGCCAACGGGCUGCGGAAAUGCGAUGACAAUUUACCCAUCACAGAUGGAAAUGAAACUUUACCUGACCAGACCACACUUGGAGGAAUGGAUGAAGUGGAUCUUGUAUCUGAUGGAACAAAAUUAAGUGAGAGUCUUACCCAAGAGAAGGCAGACGUUUUGCUUCCAGAAAUAACAAAAUGUGCUCUUUCUACCUGUCAAAGAGUAGACCCAGAAGGUACAGAGCCUCAGCCAGCGGCACCAGAAGAUAAGUUCAGCAUGGGUGAGCCGUUGCCUAUGGGCCUUGUAGAAGCCAGUGAGCCUCAGCCUGUGGAACUAACAGAGAGUGGUGAUUCUCAUCCUACCACUGAAGCUGCCAAUACUCAGCCUCUAGAAAUUGCAGAGGACGCUAAACCUGAACUUGUCAAACCAACUGAGGGAAGCACGCCUGAGCCUUCAGUGACGGCAGACGAAAACUUUGAUUUUGUAACAGAAAUGGUGAAGGAAUUACAGUUAGAUGAAGAGGAACAGCUAAUUGAGGGUGAGAUGGGAGAAAAGGUGGAAACUGAGAUGCACUCUGAGAUAGUAAGUGAGGGCUCUGAAACAAAAGAAGAAGAAACAGGAGAAGCUACAGCAGCAACAGAGAUAGAAACUACUAAUAAUGAAGAGUGAAUCAUGGUUUCUGCAUGGACUUCAUCUUUGUUUAGGUCCUCCAAUUUGAGAAAAAUUUGGAUUUUAUAAAAGCUUGCACGAACUUGCCAUGACAACUCGAGCACUAAGGGAGAGAGGAUUUUAUUUUGGGAAGUCAAGUUGCCAAGACAUCACUGAGGCAUUGCAAUGUUAAACCUUCAUAGGUCUGCCAUGUAGUGCCUUCUGUAAACUUCAUUUGAGUAGAACUGUAUGUUGCAAUGCAAUAGUUUAAUUAAAAUAGAUGAAUAAUACGGAAGAUGGAUAAAUAAUAGAAGAGGGCCAUGUAGUUUAAUUCCCCUAGCCCCCCCCCCAGUGUUCUAGACUGGGAUAAAAUCACUUAGAUUCUGAUGAGAUCUCAGUCACCAGAUGUUUACUGUACUAGAAUGAUUCCUGUGUAAAGCUUCACUUAUUCAUACAUGUUUACAAUGCCAUGGCUUAAUAUUGCUUCUCUAGUGUAAUUUGGGCAGAUGCGUCAAUUCUGAAACUGGGAAGAAAUAGCCAUCCUCAACAGUUGCUACAAUCUUCAACAUUUCUGCAUGAAAUGAUUGCACUCAAAUCAGAAUAUGCUAGUGGAAAAAACUGUACUUUUUUAAAAUGAGAAAUAAUUGAUUUAGCACUGCAAUUAAACAUGCUUGGUCACUAUUAAAGUAUGGUGACAUCACUGUUUAAAAAGUAAUAUAUUUUAAUAAAAUUGUAUAAACCUGUAAUUUAAGAUUCUGAUUGCAUUAAGGCUGAAUACUGUACUACAGAAGUAAAAAUUACAACCAAAUAACUUAAACUGCUCUUUGUGUGCAAUAAGUAUGCCUUCCAGGGACACUUUCUGGACCAGAUGUUCCCUUCUGUGAAUUAUAUUUGCUCAGCUAUUAGAAAGCUAUGUGACAGUAUGAACAGUAGAUCUUCCAAUCAGUUUCCUUAUGUUUAAGUCUUGAAGUGCGCACUGUAUAUGAUAGGGGUAAGUUUCACAUUUUUUAAAAAAAAGGGCUGUUCACUAUGUGACUUGAUUGGUUGCAUGGCUUGGAGGAGAAGCCUGUAAACUUGAGUAGAGUUGAUCAUCUUCCAUAUUGGGUCAGGAGGAGGAAACUUUUAAUCCUUUUAUGCCAGGACAGUGGGGCAGUGAUGUACUAUAUAGAACAAGUGUUAGACAUGCAUUGAUCAACAAUCAUAUGUUUAAUAUGCUUUGUUUUUGUGCCUUUUGAAGUAGUCUACAUAAGUCUUUAUUUUACAAAUUGACACCCCGAUUUUAAACACAGCAAUAAAGUAAGUGCUGCAAUGGA